UCUUCCGGUGUCAAUUUGAUUAAUUAAUUUAGAACAGAGAUCUGUCAGCAAAGUACCAAGCCAAGUGCAGAAAUGAAGAGAGUAAAAACAGAGAUCUGUCAUUGAAAGAGUAAAGUGCUGCCAGCUGCACGAACAGAACAGAAUCAGAAACUGCGACUUAAUCAAAAGUCUUCAAAUGUUGGAAAGUAAGAGAGAGAAACGAACAAACUCAAAAAAAUCCAAAACACAGACCUGAACUGAACCGAACUGAACCCUAUUUCUCUGAAUUUUUCACAAACAAACACACUUCUGGCCUUUCUCUGUUUCUGUCUCUAUGUUUUGCAGUACAAGUCACAAUCUUUGACACUUGUCUUUAUUGUGUCAAUGAAUAUCAUCUCUAUUUCAUAGACUUUGAAAUUCAUCAAGCUAGUUUUUUUGUUUCUUCAUUGUUACCAUCUUAAUUAGCAUCACAAAAUGCAAUCGGAUGGGUCCGAAUCCGAGACCCACAUCACCCAUCAGCGGGUUCAGUCUCAGUCUCUUUCUUCUUCAGAUACAAGAGGAAAACAUAGAAUACAUGCUGAGCUUAAAAGGUUGGAACAAGAAACAAGGUACUUAGAGGAAGAGCUGGAAAAACUUGAAAGGAUGGAUAAAGCAUCAACAUCAUGCAAAGAAUUGCUGAGUAGUGUACAAACAAGACCCGAUCCUUUGCUUCCAUCAACAAUUGGUCCCUUAAAUCGCUUAUGGGAUCGGUGGUUUGAAGGCCCCCAAGAUUCGCAAGGCUGCAGAUGCUGUAUUCUUUGAAAAUAACUACUCAGUAUUUAUUUGGAUUGAUUUAUUUGAUCUUAUGUACCGACACGAAUAAGUUGUUUUCAGCGUAUUUCCAUAAACUUUUCAGGAUAGUUUAUGAAAACAGUUUAUAGCUUAGAUUAAAACAAUUUGACUUUAUUUUAUCUUUUGUUAUAGAUUAUAGAAAUAGUGUAUAUAUAAGCAUUUGAUCUCCAAUUUUCUGGAAGGAUUAUUUAUAUGCAUUACAGCUAUUAUACAGCUAUUGCAAUAA
Messenger RNA from Medicago truncatula (barrel medic), 1036 nucleotides. RefSeq names its product guanine nucleotide-binding protein subunit gamma 2. The transcript is spliced from 4 exons. The coding region runs from base 454 to 780 and encodes 108 amino acids. Gene Ontology annotation, biological process: G protein-coupled receptor signaling pathway. NCBI's taxonomy places the organism in Eukaryota, Viridiplantae, Streptophyta, Magnoliopsida, Fabales, Fabaceae. The record is from RefSeq and is a predicted model, not a curated record.